CCUAGCAGUGUGGACCCCAGCCCAUAAUCCUCCUGCAGACACACCUGCAGAGGAGAGUAUAAAAACCCUGGACUGCACUGAGUCAAACAUCAAGCCUCAAACAGUCUCUCCACACAAGCUCCACAGCCUCUGGACUGACCCUGAAGAUGACUCCCUCUGCCAGCCUGCUGCUGCUGGUCCUGCUCGGCCUCUCUAAGGCUCAGCCUCUCCAGGAGGAAGGAAGCGCAGAAGAAGUCCCAGACACCAUGGACAUCACCACCAGGAUUCUGACUUCUAACAACGCCACCAAUGAGAUCCUGCUGGAAGGAGACCUGCUGGCUCCCAGAACCAGAAACGCCAUGACGUGCUGGUCCCAGAGUUGCCUGUGGAGGAAAGCCUCCAACGGCUUGGUGAUGAUCCCCUUCACCAUGAGCCGUGAGUUCACCAGCUGGGAGAAGCAGAAGAUCGACGUGGCCAUGAAGUCCUACCAAAGCAGGACCUGCAUCCGCUUCGUCCCCCGUCAGAACGAGUACGACUACAUCAGCGUCGAGAACAGAGCCGGAUGUUUCUCGGCUCUUGGCAGAGAGGGAGGCAGACAGGUGCUCUCUCUCAACAGGCAGGGCUGCCUCUACCACGGCAUCAUCCAGCACGAGAUCAACCACGCUCUGGGCUUCCAGCACGAGCAGACCAGGAGUGACCGCGACCAAUACGUCAGGAUCAACUGGGAGAACAUCGAUCCACGAAUGGCCUACAACUUCCACAAGCAGCCCACCAACAACCUGAACACUCCCUACGACUACUCCUCCAUCAUGCACUAUGGAAGAACAGCCUUCUCCAUCCAGUACGGGAGGGACUCCAUCACCCCCAUCCCCAACCCCAACGUCCAGAUCGGCCAGAGGCAGGGCAUGUCCCGCGGGGACAUCUUGAGAAUCAACCGGCUCUACAGCUGCUAACAACCUUGUUGAUGCCAAAUGCAACAAACUCAAGUUUUUCUGUUUGUUUUUUCUGUAAUUGAAUAAAAGCUUCUAUAACCUAUGGAAUCGAUGUUAAAGAUUACAGUGCCUUUAACCACAUUCUUUCAAAUGGUCAAAUG
This is a messenger RNA of Seriola aureovittata, 1072 nucleotides long. Its product is annotated as high choriolytic enzyme 1-like. The record is from RefSeq and is a predicted model, not a curated record. Gene Ontology annotation, biological process: proteolysis. The coding region runs from base 147 to 932 and encodes 261 amino acids. The transcript has a single exon. NCBI's taxonomy places the organism in Eukaryota, Metazoa, Chordata, Actinopteri, Carangiformes, Carangidae. Gene Ontology annotation, molecular function: zinc ion binding; metalloendopeptidase activity.